AUGAAGACUUUACGAAGAAUCCUCGUCGUUUCGUUGCCGUGGCUCGCUGCGGCGCAAAAUGCAACCACAGGCGAAAUGCAAAUGACCGAAGCUGUGGCCGAUGUCUUUAAAAAUCAGAGGCUGACACUGAUGCUGAUUACUUCCUCCUGCGUUCUCCUCGCCAUCAUCAUCAUAUCGGUCGGCGUUUGCUUCUACAAGAAGUACGGCGGCUCUCACUAUGGCUCCGGGCAGAUCAGAAUUUUAAGCGAAGACGGAUCUAUAGAAGAAGAGGUCAUGUAUGUCUUCCAAACGAAUGGAAAAGUUCGCCGCGAAUCAGCAACAGAAGCUCGCAAGAGCCGUGGAAAAUCGUUGGGGCUCUUCUACGCGGAUCAUCAGGGAAAUAUUCUCUCUGCUCCGCACGACGGCCGGAUGGAUCGCAGCCUCACGCCCAAGGCCCUGUCGACGAGUUCUGCCUCUCCAAGCGCGCGCAAGGACUCCGAACCCGCCACCAGCUCCGUUUCUGACGAGGCAAUAAGCCACAUUAGUACUGACAGUGCGAUCGUGGUCCCUUGA
Messenger RNA from Oikopleura dioica, 552 nucleotides. The record is from the annotation of a GenBank genome assembly. NCBI's taxonomy places the organism in Eukaryota, Metazoa, Chordata, Appendicularia, Copelata, Oikopleuridae.